Messenger RNA from Nerophis lumbriciformis (worm pipefish), 1197 nucleotides. Lineage: Eukaryota; Metazoa; Chordata; Actinopteri; Syngnathiformes; Syngnathidae. The record is from RefSeq and is a predicted model, not a curated record.
AUGAAGACCCAAAACACCAAAGGUGUUACGUCAUCGUCACCUUCCCGCCGGCGAAAGCCUCGCUUUACUCUGCGAGGCCGAAAAAAGAAAGACGGUGUGAUCCAAGGCAAACUGCGCCUACGUUCCAUUGCCGGAGCCUUCCUGGUGUUGGGGGUCGUCGUUGUCAUGGUGGGCACCGCUCUAGCGGUGGCCGGAUACAGAAUGUCACGUCUGUCUGUUCUGGGAGCUGCAGAAAACAAUCGUGAUACCCAACCUAGAGGGAAUUGGAGUCUGGGAGCUAAGGGAUUCCUAUCAACAGUUAGCAUGAUCCACAGUGAACGAAUGAAGCUUUUAGGGCCCGUCAUCAUGGGGGUGGGACUAUUCAUCCUCAUCUGUGCCAACACGGUCUUGUAUGAGAACCGCGAUAGAGAGACGCAGAUGCUGCUGGCUCAGAUGCGCAGUGUCAUCUGUUCUGUGUCUGCCGCCGUGCCCUCGGCAGAUCUUCAAGAAAUGGCAGUGUCCAUGUCCAAACAACACUGGGUGAGCAGUUUGCCAGCCGCCCAGCUCAACAGCUUCUGUCGUCAGCAGCUGGCGAGUUCGGAACCCCUGCUACAAACCAAAACGGAUUACCACCGGGGGGUUAGCGCAGAGGGCGUCUAUCGACAGCCAUUACUGCAGACGGAAGCGCUCCAUCAUCAAGAGUCGAUGACUCCUGCUUCAAGUCAUUCCUCCUCCUGUAAUUCCAGCCAGGUGGACGGCAACACGCAAUGUGAAACUGAGCUGAGCUUUAACACCCAAUCCAACACGGCACUUGUAAAGCUUAGUAACUGUCUGAUGUCCGCCAGCUCCAUGUCCACCUUGGGGUUGGAGGAUAUGGACAUUCCAGCCACUCAGCCUCGGCGCUGCCAAAGUAUGAGCUACAGGACUAAACCUUACGUAGCUCCAACUCUUUUGCAAAAAGAGAAUACCAUGAACAGAGAGGAAAGACACUCUGAUCAAAGGGAACUUCUUUCACGAGUUUGCAUUAACAUUCCAGGACAAAUGACGGAUGUCGCCGAGGAGCACACUCGCCAGAGCUGGCCUCGGCUAGACCUGGGCAUAGGGAGACGCUACUUAAAGCUGGAGAACAAAGAGGACUCGGUGGACAAACUACUGGACCAGUUAGAGCAACAGUGUUCCCAGUGGGAUAAAAGUUUUGGCUCAGGACCUUUUCAGUGA